Panicum virgatum (switchgrass) is the source of this 700-nucleotide messenger RNA. RefSeq lists its product as uncharacterized. NCBI's taxonomy places the organism in Eukaryota, Viridiplantae, Streptophyta, Magnoliopsida, Poales, Poaceae. The record is from RefSeq and is a predicted model, not a curated record. The transcript is spliced from 2 exons. Bases 16 to 537 code for a protein of 173 amino acids.
AUAUUUAGUUUGUCGAUGGCUGGUCAACCCUUCUCGAACAUGUGGGUGACAAGGGUGCAGCCUUGGGUCGAUGGCUGGGACCAGGCAGAGGAGAACGUGGCGCUUCCGACCCCUGCACACACGGAGGCUUCGUACAGGGUGUACCUGAGCUGGUACCAGCCUAAGACUCGUUGCCGCUUGCUAUAUGCUGACAUGCAUCCACAGCCGCACGUUGCGACCCCACAUGAUGGCUAUGCACGACAUAGGGAUGAGGCAUUAGCUGGGGCGUUUGAAAUGUGCAGGUUGAUGGACGUAGAUGCCAGGGCGAAUUUGAUGAGGAUUCGAGCGGGAUCUAUGAUGGAUAGGAAUGAGCAAGAGUCGGCCUGGACCCGAGUUUCACAAAGAGUCCAUUUCAUGCUUGAAGCCUUUGGUAGCCGGACAUCGUACGAGGACUCCUACGGUUCGUCUCAAGCCUCGACCUCGUUUCCUUGUGGUCCCACACAGCAGCAGCCUUCCCCAGCACCUUAUUGGUCUCAGCAGCAUUAUCUAGGUACGUGAGGAUACUUACUGACUUCCUACUUUGAUAACAACAAUUAAUUCUCAGUCCAUACAGGUGAUGGACACCCACAUUAUCAACUUCACGGAGGGACCCAGUUUGGUACCAUGGCACCAGCUGCAGGGAUGUCAUUUCAACCAACACAGGCACCACCACGACAUUUCG